Messenger RNA from Trachemys scripta elegans, 936 nucleotides. Its product is annotated as olfactory receptor 4N2-like. The record is from RefSeq and is a predicted model, not a curated record. The transcript has a single exon. Gene Ontology annotation, molecular function: olfactory receptor activity; G protein-coupled receptor activity. Gene Ontology annotation, cellular component: membrane. Bases 1 to 936 code for a protein of 311 amino acids. Gene Ontology annotation, biological process: G protein-coupled receptor signaling pathway. Lineage: Eukaryota; Metazoa; Chordata; Testudines; Emydidae.
AUGGACCAUGGGAAUCUCACACGGGUGACGGAAUUCAUGCUGCUGGGGCUACCCCAGGCCCACAAGCUCCAGCUCUUCCUCUUCUUCCUCUUUCUGCUCUUCUACAUAGUCAUCCUCCCAGGCAAUGUCCUCAUCAUCCUCACCAUCCGGAGUGACCCCCACCUGGGCUCCCCCAUGUACUUCCUGCUGGCCAACCUGGCCUUCCUGGACAUUUGCUACUGCUCUGUUACCCCCCCAAAGAUGCUGGUUGACUUCUUCUCCCGCCACAAGGCCAUAUCCUACAGGGGCUGCAUGGCCCAGAUCUUCUUCAUCCACUUCCUGGGGGCAGCUGAGAUCUUCCUGCUGAUGAUUAUGGCCUAUGAUCGUUAUGUGGCCAUCUGUAAACCUCUGCACUAUGCCAGCAUUGUGAGCAGGGGGGUCUGCUGUGCCCUGGUGGGGGCUGCCUGGGUGGGGGGCUUCAUGCACUCCAUAGUCCAGGUGGCUCUGACCAUCAGGUUGCCCUUCUGCGGCCCCAAUGAGCUGGAUAACUUCUUCUGCGAUGUGCCCCAGGUGAUCAAGCUGGCCUGCACCGACACCUACGUGAUGGAGAUGCUGAUGUUCUCCAACAGCGGCUUGGUCACCUUGGUGUGCUUUGUCCUCCUCCUCAUCUCCUACACCAUUCUGCUGGUCAAGCUCAGGAUUCAGUCCCUCUGCAAGAAGAACAAAGCGGCCUCCACCUGUGUCACCCACAUCAUCGUGGUCAUCAUCAUGUUCGUCCCAGCCCUCUACAUCUAUGCCCGCCCCUUCCGCAGCUUCCCCCAGGACAAGGUGGUGUCCGUGUUCCACACCGUGGUCUUCCCACUACUGAACCCCAUGAUCUACACACUCAGGAACAAGGAGAUCAUCUGCUCCAUGAAGAGACUGAUGAUCAGAUACAGCUAUUGGGGUGGGAAGUAA